Messenger RNA from Merops nubicus (carmine bee-eater), 2114 nucleotides. RefSeq names its product LMBR1 domain containing 2 (gene LMBRD2). The record is from RefSeq and is a predicted model, not a curated record. NCBI's taxonomy places the organism in Eukaryota, Metazoa, Chordata, Aves, Coraciiformes, Meropidae. The coding region runs from base 57 to 2114 and encodes 685 amino acids. Gene Ontology annotation, cellular component: membrane. Gene Ontology annotation, biological process: adrenergic receptor signaling pathway. The transcript is spliced from 17 exons.
UUCUCUUUGGCUUUCUUAAGUGAGCUGCGCUGUGUGGCUGGAGGGAGCAUUCGAGAAUGAGUGGUGCAGCGCUGGGCCUUGAGAUAGUGUUUGUCUUUUUUCUGGCCUUAUUCCUACUUCACCGGUAUGGAGACUUCAAGAAGCAGCAUAGGCUGGUGAUCAUAGCAACUUUGCUGGCUUGGUAUCUCUGCUUUCUUAUUGUAUUUAUACUGCCCCUGGAUGUCAGUACGACUAUUUAUAACAGGUGCAAACUUGCUGUAAACUCCAGCCCUGCAGAAAGUAAUGGCUCUUACGUUACUCCUGCUCCAAGCAAGCAAAAAUGUUUCAAACCAUGGAGUUACAUUCCUACUGGCAUUAUGCCAAUUUUCUGGCGUGUUGUGUAUUGGACAUCACAGUUUUUAACAUGGAUUCUGCUACCUUUCAUGCAGUCAUAUGCCAGAUCAGGAGGGUUCUCCAUUACUGGAAAGAUUAAAACUGCAUUGAUUGAGAAUGCAAUCUAUUAUGGCACUUACUUGCUGAUUUUUGGAGCAUUUUUAAUAUAUGUGGCUGUAAACCCAAACUUCAAUUUACAAUGGAACCAACUUCAGACUAUUGGGAUAGCUGCUGCAAACACAUGGGGUCUCUUUCUUCUUGUGUUGCUUUUGGGUUAUGGUCUGGUGGAAAUUCCCCGUUCUCACUGGAAUGGGGCCAAGAGAGGUUAUCUACUCAUGAAAACCUAUUUCAAAGCUGCCAAACUGAUGACUGAAAAAGCAGAUGCAGAAGAGAAUUUAGAGGAUAUUAUGGAGGAGGUCCGGAAAGUAAGUGAGAGUAUCAAGUACAACCACCCUUUGAGAAAAUGUGUUGAUACAAUACUAAAGAAGUGUCCUGCUGAGUACCAGGAAAGAAUGGGUAGGAACAUGGAUGAUUAUGAAGAUUUUGAUGAAAGACAGAACAGCUACCCAAGUGAAAAAAGCCUGGUCAAACUUCACAAGCAGGUCAUCUAUUCAGUACAGAGACAUCGUCGUACACAGGUCCAGUGGCAAAUACUUCUAGAACAAGCAUUUUACCUGGAAGACGUGGCAAAAAAUGAAACCAGUGCAACUCGUCAGUUUGUUCAUACAUUUCAUUCUCAAGAACCAGAGAAUAAAAUCAUUCAGUAUUUCUACACACCAACUGUUGAGUGGUACUGGGAAUGCCUUCUACGACCAUGGUUUUACAGAGUGCUUGCAGUUGUUCUGGCCAUGUUCUCUGUAAUUGUUGUGUGGUCAGAGUGCACGUUUUUCAGCACAAACCCAGUUUUAUCACUAUUUGCAGUUUUCAUACAGCUGGCAGAAAAGACAUAUAAUUAUAUAUACAUAGAGAUGGCCUGUUUUCUUACCAUCUUUUUCCUAAGUAUCUGUGUUUACUCUACUGUCUUCAGAAUCCGUGUAUUUAACUAUUAUUACUUAGCUUCACAUCAUCAGACAGAUGCAUACAGUCUCCUUUUCAGUGGCAUGCUGUUCUGCCGUCUUACUCCUCCAUUAUGCUUGAACUUUUUGGGGUUGACCCAUAUGGAUGCAACAAUCUCUCACAAAAACACUCAGCCAACUGCUUAUACAUCUAUAAUGGGAUCCAUGAGAGUGCUGUCCUUCAUUGCAGAUGGAUUCUAUAUAUAUUACCCAAUGCUUGUUGUCAUUCUCUGUAUUGCCACAUACUUUAGUUUAGGAACUCGUUGUUUGAAUCUUUUGGGAUUCCAGCAGUUCAUGGGGGAUAGUGAAAUGACCUCUGAUUUGAUUGAUGAAGGAAAAGAGCUAAUCCAAAGAGAGAAAAGAAAACGACAAAGGCAGGAAGAAGGUGAAAACAGAAGAAGGGAAUGGAAGGAACGGUAUGGAAACAGGGACGAUUCCACUAGAAACAGAGUUGUCCAAAAAGAAUCCAGCUUCUCAGAGAUCAGUACCAAUAGAUCACUAUCAAAGUAUACCCGAUCAAAUGGUAGGACUGAAAGAGACAGGAUAGAACUCCUCCAGGAUGCAGAACCUCUGGAUUUUAAUGCAGACUCAAUUAAUGAUGACCCUCUUGAAUCGGAUUUGGGAAGGUACCAGCCUGGUGGAAGAUAUCUGUCAAUGUCUCGAAGCAAAAUAUUUGAAGAUGCCUAA